This is a messenger RNA of Neltuma alba, 3252 nucleotides long. Its product is annotated as probable LRR receptor-like serine/threonine-protein kinase RFK1. NCBI's taxonomy places the organism in Eukaryota, Viridiplantae, Streptophyta, Magnoliopsida, Fabales, Fabaceae. Gene Ontology annotation, biological process: protein phosphorylation. Gene Ontology annotation, molecular function: ATP binding; protein serine/threonine kinase activity. The record is from RefSeq and is a predicted model, not a curated record.
UGCUCUUCAAGAAAUUAUUAGUACAAUGGGUGCAACCUACUGGAAGUUUGAUGGAAACUCUUGUCAAAUUGAAAUGGUGGGGUUGACACCAGUGUCACCCAGUGGAUCACAGAGCAGCAUUGGUUGUAAAUGUUUUUCGGAAAAUGGCACUAACUGUCAUGUUGUGAGCAUUUCGCUCAAGGGGUACAGCCUUCCUGGUGUGCUUCCACCUCAAUUGGUCAAGCUUCCUUACCUUAAAGAAGUUGAUUUUGCUCUCAAUUACCUAAAUGGUACAAUCCCUAAGGAAUGGACUUCAAUGAAUUUAUCUUCAAUCUCUCUUCUUGUGAAUCGUUUAUCUGGGGAAAUUCCUAAGGAGCUGGGAAAGAUGACGUCUCUAACAUACCUGUGCCUUGAAUCAAACCAAUUUUCCGGUCUUGUUCCCUCUGAGCUUGGAAAUCUUGUUAACCUGCAGACAUUGAUUCUGUCAUCCAAUAAACUUUCAGGACAUUUACCAGUAACAUUUGCUCAAUUAAAGAACUUGACAGAUUUUAGGAUAAAUGAUAACAAUUUCAGAGGAACAAUUCCUAAUUUCAUCCAGAAUUGGAAACUACUUCAACGACUAGAAAUGCACGGAAGUGGACUGGAAGGACCUAUCCCAUCAACCAUAUCUCUUCUAAGUAAUUUACUUCAACUGAGAAUUAGUGAUAUAGGUGGUCCAAGUCAGGAGUUUCCUUCCCUAAGCAACACGACAGCACUGAUAAAAUUGGUUUUAAGAAAUUGCAAUAUUACUGGGGAGCUGCCUGCCUACAUCUGGACGAUGCAGGACUUGGAAAUGCUGGAUCUCAGUUUUAAUAAGUUAGUUGGGGAAAUUGCAACAACUGUCAAUGCAAAGCAUCUUAAAUUCGUCUUUCUGACGGGCAAUAUGCUAAGUGGAAAUAUACCAGACUCAAUCUUGAAGGCUGGAAGCAACGUUGAUCUUUCUUACAACAAUUUUACACCAAGUCCUGAGCAAUCUGCUUGUCGAGAUAACCUGAAUUUAAACCUAAAUUUGUUUCAGAGCUCCUCAGGGCCCAAUGAUUUAAGGAGAGCUCUGCCAUGCACGAAGAAUUUCAGUUGCCCAAGAUAUUCAACUUGUUUGCAUGUUAAUAGUGGGGGAAAGGAUGUAACUGUGAAAGAAAAUAAAGAACAUUUUCUCUACGCGGGAGAUGGAGAUUUGUCAGGCGGUACAGCAAAAUUUUAUUAUGAUUCCAGCAGUUACUGGGGUUUCAGCAGCACUGGGGACUUCAUGGAUGACAAUGACUUCCUGAAUACACGUUACACUGUAUUUCUGGAAUCCUCAGAUGUGCCUAAUAUAUAUGCAACAGCUCGUAUCUGCCCAAUUUCGCUAACUUAUUUUCACUAUUGCUUGGAAAAUGGCAACUAUACUGUAAACCUGCAUUUUGCAGAGAUACAAUUUACAAAUGAUAAGACAUAUAAUAGUCUUGGAAGGCGCAUAUUUGAUAUCUAUGUUCAGGGAAGAUUAGUUCGUAAGGAUUUCAAUAUUGAAGAUGAAGCGCAUAUGGCUCGAAAGCCAAUUAAGAUACCAGUAUAUAAUGUUCAUGUAACAGAUAAUGUCUUGGAUGUUCGAUUCUAUUGGGCUGGCAAAGGGACUACAAGAAUUCCUAGCAGUGGAGUUUAUGGUCCCCUGGUAUCAGCUUUAUCUAUUGUUUCUGAGUCUAAACGUUGCUCAGAUGUCCGAAAAAGUGGAAGUGCUAAUAUGACAAUUGGAGUUGCAGUUGGAGUUGGGGCUUUCUUCUUAAUACUAUUUACAGUGGGACUCUUUUGGUGGAGAGGCCACUUCAGAGGAAAAUCUGGGAGGAAAAAAGGUGCCGAAGGGCUAGAUUCCCAUAUGGGAACAUAUAGCCUGAAACAGAUAAGAGAUGCCACUGACGACUUCAGUCCUGAUAACAAGUUAGGGGAAGGCGGUUUUGGUCCUGUCUAUAAGGGGCAGUUAUCUGAUGGUACUUGGGUAGCAGUCAAACAACUUUCUUCCAAGUCCCGGCAAGGGAAUCGUGAAUUUUUAAAUGAGAUAGGCAUGAUAUCUUGUUUUCAACACCCUAAUCUUGUAAAGCUUCAUGGGUGUUGUAUUGAAGGGGAUCAACUAUUGUUGGUUUAUGAGUACUUGGAAAAUAAUAACCUUGCCCGUGCUUUAUUUAGCCGAAGAAAUCAGCUUAAACUUGAUUGGCCUACAAGGCUUAAAAUCUGUAUUGGCAUAGCAAAAGGUCUUGCAUUUCUCCAUGAAGAAUCAGUACUCAAGAUUGUUCACCGAGACAUCAAGGCCACUAAUGUGUUAUUGGAUGGGAAUUUAAAUCCUAAGAUAUCUGACUUUGGAUUGGCUAGGCUCAAUGAAGAGGAGACCCAUAUUACUACCCGAGUGGCUGGGACUAUAGGAUAUAUGGCACCAGAAUAUGCAUUAUGGGGUUACCUCACAUACAAGGCGGAUGUUUACAGUUUCGGAGUUGUGGUCUUGGAAAUUAUUAGUGGGAAAAGCAACAGCGAUUAUAUGCCAAGUGAUAAUUGUGUUUGUCUUUUGGAUUGGGCAUGCCAUUUGCAUAAAACUGAAAACAUGAUACCACUGGUUGAUGAAAGGUUGGGAUCUGAGGUGAACCCAAAAGAAGUUGAAGUCAUGGUGAAAGUAGCUCUUCUCUGCACUAAUGCAUCACCAUCGCUUAGGCCAUCGAUGUCUGAAGUUGUGAACAUGCUCGAAGGAAGAAUAAGCAUUCCUGAGGUUAACCCAGAGCAAAGUGCUGGUGAAGAUUUGAGGUUUAGAGCCUUAAGGGACAUUCAAAAGCAUAGAGAAAGUCAGAGUGCGAGCACAAGCCAAACAGAAAAUUCAACUGAUGCCAUUGUAAAUAGCUCUUCCUUAACAUCCGACCAUGAUUUACACGGGAUACGCUCAGAACCAUGAUACAACAUGAGUGAGCCUUUAUGAUCUUGGAGGAAAUGACCAAAAUUCUUUUAACAGAUAGCAGACAAAUUCUAGUUCUAUCCUGAUAGUUCUCGAGUUUUGACAGUUUAUUCACAGGACAAAGGUGAGUAAUUCUUAUUGAAUGAAAUUUCCCCAUAUACUGGGGAGGGUGUAUGUAAGGAAUUUUACACUUUUCAUGGUCGCUCUUUAGUAUUAACUAUUCUGUAUAGUUGUAAAGUGCUGUUCUAAGCAUUUGAUUCAAUUGCAUGUAAUUAAAAACGCCAGUACAAAUAAUUUGCUUCAACACUACAGUGAGUCUUAAUAUC